Nicotiana tabacum (common tobacco) is the source of this 1399-nucleotide messenger RNA. RefSeq lists its product as uncharacterized. The record is from RefSeq and is a predicted model, not a curated record. NCBI's taxonomy places the organism in Eukaryota, Viridiplantae, Streptophyta, Magnoliopsida, Solanales, Solanaceae.
GAACAAACAAAUUUCCCAAAUAGCUAGUCUUGAUCAGCUAAGACGGGUCGAAAUGAUUAUAAUAUGCAAAAAAAAAGCUAAAUAUGGCUAGAAAUUAGGCGGUGUUUUAGCCACAUGGCUGGCUAAUGGCUAUGGAACCCAAGAAUUUGUCACAUUUCUCCAUUUUUCCUCUUUUCUUCUUCCACCAUUCUGGGUUUCUGCCAUCUCAACAGUUGAAUCAAGAACAUGUGAUUUACAGGCUGAUGAAGAUGAAAGUAAUUGGCAAAGAAGGAAGCUUGAUGAGGAGCCAGCAUGGUCACAUAAUUCUCCUCACGUAAUUUCACAGUUAGCUCAGUGCUUUACUAAUGCUAUGGUUGGACCACGAGCAUGGAUAGGAGGAAUCUUCAACCGCUCGGGCAAUAAACGGUUCGGAAGCGAUAAAUAUCUUGACUACCCCUUAACUCCUCUUCAGGAAGAAAGAUUACGCAGGCUUCAAGAACGGCUAGGGGUACCUUUUGAUGAGACACGGAUAGAUCAUCAAGAAGCUCUUCAAGCUUUAUGGAAUGCAGCAUUUCCAAAUGUGAAGCUAAAAAGUUUGAUCUCCGAGCAAUGGAAAGAUAUGGGCUGGCAAGGAGCAAAUCCAUCGACUGACUUCAGGGGUUGUGGAUUUAUUUCACUAGAGAAUUUGCUGUUUUUUGCAACAAGAUAUCCGGCUUGUUUUCAUAGGUUGCUUUUCAAGCGAAGUGGAUCGAGGGCAAUGUGGGAGUAUCCAUUUGCAGUCGCUGGGAUUAACGUUACAUUCAUGUUGAUUCAGAUGCUUGACUUAUACUCAGAGAAGCCAAAGUGUCUACCGGGAAUUAAUUUCGUUAAGCUAUUAGGAGAGGAUGAUGAGGCAUUUGAUGUUCUAUACUGUAUAGCGUUCGCUAUGAUGGAUGCACAGUGGCUGGCUAUGUGUGCUUCAUAUAUGGAGUUUAAGGAUGUUAUGCAAGCGACAAGGACGCAAUUAGAGAGGGAAUUAUCAUUAGAAGAUAUACAAAGAAUAGAAGAUCUGCCAGCAUACAACCUGAUAUAGCACAUACACUUCUUAUUCCCAUAUGUAAUACCUGAUAUAGCUCACUCAUUCUGCAAUUUGGUUAAUUAAAGAUAGACAGAAUGCGAUAAAAUGAUUGAGAUACAUCCAAUAGCUAAACCUGAAAUUUUCUGUACAAAGAGGUGGUAGUUUACGCAACUCAAACAUUACUGAAUAGGUUUCCAAUGUUUUCUAGGAUCUUUUUAGUCUUGUCAGUAGAAAAUAUAGAGAACUUCUAGAGCUUUUGACUUUAUUUUUUUUAUUUAAUUUUGUGCUUGGGAUUUGUUGCUGUGUAGUUGUUGAAUGUUACUGAAUAGAUGAAAGAAGUGUUGCCACAGGUUGUUUAACAUA